Lipotes vexillifer (Yangtze River dolphin) is the source of this 2223-nucleotide messenger RNA. It is a transcript of the gene EXOC7, whose product is annotated as exocyst complex component 7. The transcript has 19 exons. The record is from RefSeq and is a predicted model, not a curated record. Gene Ontology annotation, molecular function: phosphatidylinositol-4,5-bisphosphate binding. Gene Ontology annotation, biological process: exocytosis. NCBI's taxonomy places the organism in Eukaryota, Metazoa, Chordata, Mammalia, Artiodactyla, Lipotidae. Bases 99 to 2153 code for a protein of 684 amino acids. Gene Ontology annotation, cellular component: exocyst.
GGGGCCGCGGGCGGAAGUGGGUGUGACAGGGACGGGAGCCGAGAGGGCACGCGGAGGCGAGGUACUGGGCAGUGAGAGCCGCUGGGAAGGUCGAAGUCAUGAUACCCCCGCAGGAGGCGUCCGCCCGGCGGCGGGAGAUCGAGGACAAGCUGAAGCAGGAGGAGGAGACGCUGUCCUUCAUCCGAGACAGCCUGGAGAAGAGCGACCAGCUCACCAAGAACAUGGUGUCUAUCCUGUCAUCCUUUGAGAGUCGCCUUAUGAAGCUGGAGAACUCCAUCAUCCCUGUGCACAAACAGACGGAGAACCUGCAGCGGCUGCAGGAGAAUGUUGAGAAGACUCUGUUCUGUCUGGACCACGUUAUCAGCUACUACCAUGUGGCCAGUGACACUGAGAAGACCAUCAGGGAGGGCCCCACAGGUAGGCUGGAAGAGUACCUGGGAAGCAUGGCCAAGAUUCAGAAGGCUGUGGAGUAUUUCCAGGACAACAGCCCAGACAGCCCAGAGCUCAACAAAGUGAAGCUGCUGUUUGAGCGGGGGAAGGAGUCGCUGGAGUCCGAGUUCCGCAGCCUGAUGACCCGGCAUAGCAAGGUCGUGUCCCCUGUGCUCAUCCUGGAUCUGAUCAGCGGUGAGGACGACCUGGAGGUACAGGAGGAGGUGCCCCUAGAGCAUCUGCCUGAGAGUGUGCUGCAGGACGUGAUCCGCAUCUCCCGCUGGCUGGUGGAAUAUGGCCGCAACCAAGACUUCAUGAACGUCUACUACCAGAUCCGCUCCAGCCAGCUGGACCGCUCCAUCAAAGGCCUGAAGGAGCAUUUCCGGAAGAGCAGUUCUUCGUCUGGGGUCCCCUACUCCCCUGCUGUCCCCAACAAGAGGAAGGACACACCUACCAAGAAGCCGGUCAAGCGGCCAGGGACGAUCCGUAAGGCUCAGAACCUUCUGAAACAGUAUUCCCAGCAUGGUCUAGAUGGGAAAAAGGGGGGCUCUAACCUCAUUCCUCUGGAAGGGAGAGAUGACAUGCUGGACGUGGAGACCGACGCCUACAUUCACUGCGUCAGUGCCUUUGUCAAGCUGGCCCAGAGCGAGUACCAGCUGCUGAUGGACGUCAUCCCUGAGCACCAUCAGAAAAAGACCUUUGACUCUUUGAUACAGGAUGCCCUGGACGGGCUGAUGCUUGAAGGGGAGAACAUUGUGGCUGCUGCCCGGAAGGCCAUCAUCCGACACGACUUCUCGGCUGUGCUCACCGUCUUCCCCAUCCUGCGGCACCUCAAGCAGACCAAGCCUGAGUUUGACCAGGUGCUCCAGGGGACGGCGGCCAGCACCAAGAACAAGCUGCCCAGCCUCAUCACCUCCAUGGAGACCGUUGGAGCCAAAGCGCUGGAGGACUUCGCUGACAACAUCAAGAACGACCCGGACAAGGAGUACAACAUGCCCAAGGAUGGCACCGUGCAUGAGCUCACGAGCAACGCUAUCCUCUUCCUGCAGCAGCUCCUGGACUUCCAGGAGACGGCGGGCGCCAUGCUGGCCUCCCAAGAGACCAGUUCCUCAGCCACCAGCUACAGCUCCGAGUUCAGCAAGCGCCUCCUGAGCACCUACAUCUGUAAAGUCCUGGGCAACCUGCAGCUGAACUUGCUGAGCAAGUCCAAGGUGUAUGAGGACCCGGCUCUGAGCGCCAUCUUCCUGCACAACAGCUACAACUACAUCCUCAAGGCGCUGGAGAAGUCUGAGCUGAUCCAGCUGGUGGCCGUGACCCAGAAGACUGCCGAGCGCUCCUACCGCGAGCACAUCGAGCAGCAGAUCCAGACUUACCAGCGCAGUUGGUUAAAGGUGACUGACUACAUCGCUGAGAAGAACCUACCUGUGUUCCAACCCGGAGUCAAGCUUCGGGACAAGGAGCGGCAGGUGAUCAAGGAACGUUUUAAGGGCUUCAACGAUGGCCUGGAAGAAUUGUGCAAGAUACAGAAGGCGUGGGCUAUUCCCGACACAGAGCAGAGGGACAAGAUCCGCCAAGCCCAGAAAAACAUUGUUAAGGAGACCUACGGGGCCUUUCUGCACAGGUAUGGCAGCGUGCCCUUCACCAAGAAUCCUGAGAAGUACAUCAAGUACCGUGUGGAGCAGGUGGGCGACAUGAUCGAUCGCCUGUUUGACACCUCCGCCUGAGCCGCCACUGCCCCUGCCUGGCUCUGCCAGACCAGCCAUGUUAUCGGACAGAUAAACCAGUGUUAACUUG